Vicia villosa (hairy vetch) is the source of this 717-nucleotide messenger RNA. Its product is annotated as cyclin-dependent protein kinase inhibitor SMR6-like. The record is from RefSeq and is a predicted model, not a curated record. Bases 173 to 541 code for a protein of 122 amino acids. The transcript has a single exon. NCBI's taxonomy places the organism in Eukaryota, Viridiplantae, Streptophyta, Magnoliopsida, Fabales, Fabaceae. Gene Ontology annotation, biological process: regulation of DNA endoreduplication.
AACAUCACACCCCUCUCUCCUACAUUUAAUACCAUAUCUUACUCUUUUCUCUUUCCAUCUCUCAAAAAAACUCUCUUUUCCCUCUUCUCCACCCUUUUCAUUCCUUCAUAUUCCUCACUUUCUACAAUAUUAAUUAACCCUUACUCUUACAAAUUAUUUUUGUUUCUUGAAUAUGGGGUACUCAGAGAAAGCACAAGUAGAAGGAGCAAUUGAGUCAGAAAAUAGUAGAAAAUGGGUUAUAGCUGGAGUUUCUUUACGAGCUCCAUUGAAGCCAAUUUUAACAAUUCCUAUAGAAAAACAACAACAACAGCACCAGAAACAAGAACAAGAAGUUGAAGUUGUUAUAGAGGAAGAAUGUUCUACACCGACAAACGAGGAAUCGAAAAUACCAACGUUGUUCACGUGUCCACCUGCUCCUAGAAAGCAAAAAUCUUCUUUGAAGUUGAACAGAAACUAUCAUGGUAGAAGUGGUGUUGUAAGAGAGUUUUUUACAGCGCCAGAUUUAGAAACCGUCUUUGUAAGACAUGUUGAAACGGCGUAAAACCUUAGUUUUUAGCUAGGUAUAGUAUAGUUCUUGUUAUGUUGUGUACCUUAGUUAAUUUUCUAUGUGUAUUUUUUUCUUCUUCUAGUUAUAGAGUUUGUUUUUAGUAGUUCAAAGAUUUGGACUAUUUUGUAUAGAGCUGUUUCAAAAUGAAUAAAAUUGUUUGUAUGCUUGAA